Cylindrotheca closterium is the source of this 855-nucleotide messenger RNA. NCBI's taxonomy places the organism in Eukaryota, Bacillariophyta, Bacillariophyceae, Bacillariales, Bacillariaceae. The record is from the annotation of a GenBank genome assembly.
AUGCAUACUCCGUCUUUCCUCAAUGUGCAUCCAUUGUUCCUAGAAUCUGUCGUCUUUUCAAUCGACUGCGAUCCAUGUCAACAAUCUAGUUUCGCAGGAACAAAGAACACGACUGUAAUACCUGAUCCAACACCUAUUGGACCGAGUGGAGUUGAGAAAGUAUCUACUCUUUCGAUCCACAAUACUCCUCUGGCAUCUGAUCCCUCUCAGAUUAAUGCCCUACAUCAGCUUUUUAGUCCGUUUAUGCUGUCCAACCACCAACUCAUUGGCUCUUCUGGAAUAAGAGCAUUACCUGAAGGGCAGCAGUCCUCAUCUUCCCCAAAGGUGAGAGUUGGUGGAUGUGGUGCAGCGACUCCACAAGCGCAGUAUGGCCGACAGCAGACUGCAAAGUGGAACAAGCGAUAUGGAGAGCUUGUGCAGUUUCAGAAGGAGCAUGGUCAUUGUCUCGUCCCGGUGCACAAUUACCAAAACGUUCUACUCGCCAAUUGGGUGAAGCGACAGCGCAAUCAGUAUCAGCGAAAAGCGAUCGGUCUGCAUUCGACGCUAUGCAACAAGCGCCAGAGGGCUCUAGAAGACUUAGGCUUUGUAUGGGAUGCCCAUACUGCCUGUUGGGAUGAGCGAUACGAGGAGCUCCGUCAAUUUUGGAAAGAUAAGGGACACAGCAGAGUCCCAAAGAACUACAAGGCGAAUCCAUCACUUGCUAUGUGGGUGAAAUGUCAAAGACGUCAAUACAAGUUGCUGAAGGGAAAGAUACUGUCCUCCAUCAACGCAGAGCGUAUACGACUACUGAAGGAUUUGCAGUUCGAGUUUAACCCUGCUGCUCGCACCUCCGGAAGCCAGCAGGUAUGGCGAUAA